UGUUAAAUGUUGCAGCGACUGAUUGGCAUCUGUCAAACGCUCAGCAGAAGGGGAAAGAGUUUCUCUCUGUGCCAGAUGUUAAAGAGGGGACUGCGGCUGGGGCUGGGGCUGAGCCCAGUGAGACACUACACCCUGGACCUGCGAGGGAUCUACCCCCCUAUCACCACCCCCUUCAACCCCCUGGGACAGCUACAGUACCAGCAGCUGGUGGACAAUGUGCACAGAUGGAGCCAGUUGCCUUUCAGGGGGUUGGUGGUCCAGGGCUCGAAUGGUGAGUACCCCUUCCUGACGGAGACGGAGCGAGUGGAGGUUGUGAACAGGGUCCGGCAGGUGGUUCCUGCUGACAAGCUGGUGGUGGCGGGGUCAGGCUGUGAGUGUAAGUACAGAGCUCACUGCCCCAGGCUCCAACACUGUGUGUGUGGCUUCCUGAGAGCCAGUGACCUCGUCGUGCAUAAGAGAUUUCAUACAAAAGAGCGUCCAUUCCGAUGUAGCCAGUGUCACCGGGCGUUCUACCAGUCUGGGGACCUGCGCCGCCACGUCAGGAACAUCCACAUGACCAACGCCCGCAUGGUGACCUGCCAUCACUGUCACAAGAAAUACAGCAACGAGGCCACCCUCCUCCACCACAUCCAGGCCGUACACCAGGACCCUCAGCUCAGGCCGGCCGAGGGGGAGAUACAGCAACACACCAGUGAAGUCGUCCUGUGUGAGAGCGAGAGUGCAGCUGGAGAGGCAGAUGUGAUGGGCGCCGACCAAGUCUGCGGGACGUCAGAACCGCCUGCAAGAGUGGAAGCGAACAGCGAGGACAUCCUGCUGGAAGAGGUGCCGGCCACUGUGUUUGCUUCUGAGACAUACCCUCUCCCUGCACAGACAGAAGUGUAUCUCCAGCCUCUCGGGGCAGUCUCUGUACCACACAGCGCAGCACACUCCUAGUGACCUCAGCUCACUGUUACCCUGAGAGGAGAGGGCGUCGUUUGAGAGCAGGAACUGAACAAUAAAUUACAUUUGUACAGCGCCUUUCAUAUCAGGAGGACGUCCUAAGGCCCUGGACACAGCUUUGGAGAGGUGGAGUAACGAACCUGGUCAAUGAUCAGCGGCUGAAAUUCGGAGUAGGUUAACCUUAAAGAUUUAAAGGCAGAGUCCAUGUGAUACCGUAUCACAACCACCUCUCACUUCUCCUUAAACAAACCCUCUCCACCACUCCCUCCGUCAGCCCAGCCACAAAUGUAAUCCCAGGAGCCUGGGUAAAGGAAGGGAAAAAUACCAGGGCUCCUGCUAAUCAUGGGGCUUCCCCCCAUACCCCCCAGAUAUCACACAGGAGUUGGUACCUGGUGAGAUCCUCUCACACCUCGCUGAGGUUUGCUGCACUCGCACAAAUAAUAAUAAUAAUAAUCCUUGCAUUUGAUAUAGCGCCUUAUCACGUCUUUGAUAGCUUCCCAGACCAUGGAUCUGAUCAGUGAAACAGUGAGCGACAAACAUACAGAUUUAUUAUUUUUGUACAGUUGUAUUAAGUUGGCUUUGCUAUCAGGAAAAGGCAGAUUUGGAAAAAAUAUUCCAAAAGCUGGACGUCUCUCAAGCGUUCUGAAUUCCUGUGUUUAGAUUUGUGUUGGGAGCACAUACAGAGCCUGGAAUCCUAGCUGUGCUUCACAAACUUUCGCGCCUACUCCUUUCAUUGGUCCUUUCAUUGGAUAAGUGAAGUCUCUGAGCUAUCAGGUAGGGUUAGUACUGAUGAUCAUGGUCCAGUCACUUGAGCCAUGCAGUGUAACUUGUCAAUCAACCGUUGCACAUUGAUUAACUUUGGGUUCAGAAAUGAGUUUGGUGCAAUUGUGAAAUACGUUAUAACAAAUAUACCCCAAGAUGGUGAUUAAAUCCUGCACAGCACCACAAGCAAAUCUAGUCUGGCCUGACCAGGCUCAUUUUAGAUCAAUUCCUACUUCUUACCUCAAGUAUCACAAAGCACGAGCAUUUUUUUUAAACUUUUAUCUAGAACUAGAUUUUCCAUCACUGUGUGAACAGCACAAACACAACUUGGAAAUCUCUACAUAUGUAACUGGUAUUUACUGAUGAUAGAAGCUGAUCAACAUGAUAGAGGGGGUAGUGGUGGAACUAAAUGGUGGAUAAUGAAGAUCUGGACUAUAACAAGUCUAGUUGAUGCUGUAUUUGAAUGGUCUCUUCAAAAGUGACCUGGAUACAUAUGUAGUUGGGGACAAUACAAUGGUCUUGUGCAAGGAGGAGAUCGAAUAUGCAGAAGGGUCUUUUUCAUCCAAACUUUGCACGUAAAUGUUACAGGGACAUAUCCAGACCAGAAUGAAGAAAUUACCCACAGGAUAUAAUGGUUUCUGUGCUACCAAAUCUGGAGGAAAAGGAAAUGUCUUUGUUGGGAAGCAGGCCAGGUCUGAACAGCAGAGUUAGGGGGAAGUAUUUCUGCGUAUUGUCUUGGGAAUCUGAAUAUUUCUGUACAACUUUCCCCAGAAGACAACGUGGAUGGAUUUCAUGAUUGGAUGUUUUUUCAUGGUCUAUAGAAAGGAAGGUGGGGGAGGGGGGGAAACCUGCUAAUGGCCUUUUCUCAUUCCAUGCUUCAUGUUUUUAAUUCAUACUCAACUGGCAGUAUGAUUUAAGGAAUGGGACAAUAAAUAAACAUUAUCUCUGA
Callorhinchus milii (elephant shark) is the source of this 2650-nucleotide messenger RNA. Its product is annotated as zinc finger protein 583-like. NCBI's taxonomy places the organism in Eukaryota, Metazoa, Chordata, Chondrichthyes, Chimaeriformes, Callorhinchidae. Gene Ontology annotation, biological process: regulation of transcription by RNA polymerase II. Bases 7 to 933 code for a protein of 308 amino acids. The transcript has 7 exons. Gene Ontology annotation, molecular function: lyase activity; DNA-binding transcription activator activity, RNA polymerase II-specific; RNA polymerase II cis-regulatory region sequence-specific DNA binding. The record is from RefSeq and is a predicted model, not a curated record. Gene Ontology annotation, cellular component: nucleus.